UGCCUCAGGCUGCGCUGCGCGGAAGCGUUGCGCUUAUGCGAGGAAGCGCAGAGACCUGGUGUAAGUGGCUGCGCCGGCCCGCCGCCUCUCUCCUGCCGACUAGCGCGGAACGCGAGCCGGGAAGAACGAUGUUUACGGGCACCCGGCUCCGCAGGCUGGCGGAAGAAGCCGUUUCCCACUAAGCCGUGCCCUCACUUGCCAUGGAGGCCGAAAGGCGGGCGGCCGGGCAAAACCAACCGCCGCGGGGCUGGGGGAAGCGGGCCAGCAGUGCGUUUCCCCUGCACGUCCUGGUUUGGAAUAAUGACUACAGACGGCUGGACGAGGAGCUGCAGGACAAGGAUGUUGACCAACGUGAUCCACGAGGCCGGACCCUGUUGCACCUUGCUGUUUCCUUGGGCUAUAUAGAGUCUGCCAAAGUCCUCCUUCAACACAAGGCAGAUGUGACUAAAGAGAAUGCCCAGGGAUGGACAGUUUUGCACGAGGCUGUCAGCACGGGAGACCCCGAGAUGGUACAAAUGAUCCUGCAGCAUCGGGACUAUCAGCAGACCUCUAUGACACUUGGAGGGGUUCCUGAAUUACUCCAGAAGAUCAAUGAGACUCCUGACUUUUAUGUGGAAAUGAAAUGGGAGUUCACUAGCUGGGUCCCACUGGUUUCUAGGGUUUGUCCAAGUGAUGUGUGUCGCAUCUGGAAAAGCGGUGCCAAGCUGCGUGUUGACAUCACUUUACUGGGCUUUGAAAACAUGAGCUGGGAGAGAGGAAGGCGUAGUUUGAUUUUCAAGGGAGAAGACACUGGAGGCUGGGCAGAGCUGAUCGAGAUCAAUCAUGAUGACAAGUUUGUUACAACGGAACGGUUUGAGAUUUCCCAGCACAUGAAGCGUUUGACGCUGGGAUCUAUGACCCCAAAGAGAAAAGACGUGGAAAGACGCCUUACGUCUCCCAUUAUCAACACGUGCCUUGACACCAAAAAUAUCGCCUUUGAAAGAACCACGUCUGGAUUCUGGGUGUGGAGGACAGAAAAAGCAGAAGGUGUGAAUGGUUACGAAGCAAAGGUGUACAUUGCAAACAAUGUGAACGUGGUCACAAAAAUCCGGACAGAACACUUAACAGAACAGGAGAAGAAAAGAUAUAAAGCUGACAGAAACCCUCUGGAAUCAUUUCUGGGUACAGUGGAGCAUGAGUAUGGUGCUCAGAGUACAACCAAGACAACAGAGUAUGCCACGAGUAACAAUCCUACUGCCAUUACUCUGGAGGAGUACUUUGACCCAGAGUUCGACUUGAAGGGCAGAGACAUAGGAAGACCAAAAGAAGUCACCAUUCGAACCCAGAAAUUUAAAGCGACCUUGUGGAUGAGCGAGGAGUUUCCCUUGUCCCUCAUGGAACAAGUCACUCCCAUCAUUGACCUGAUGGCCAGAACCAGUGCUCAUUUUGCCAGACUUAGGGACUUCAUCACUCUGGAAUUUCCACCAGGAUUUCCUGUCAAAAUUGAAAUCCCCCUGUUUCAUGUGCUGAACGCCCGGAUUACGUUUGAGAAUGUCAAUGGCUGCAGGACAGCUGAUAAAACAUCAUCACAAACAGCUGGGGCUGCACAGUGUGAUUCAGGUGCUAAUUUUGAGGUCGACCAGUCAGUAUUUGAGAUCCCCAAGUCUUACCAUGUCCAAGACGACGGCAGGAACAUCCACGUGCAGGAUGAAGAUAACGAGAUCAUGCAGUUUGCUAUUCAGCAGAGCUUGUUGGAAUCUGGGGGAAACCAAGAGGUGGGGGUGCACUCCAACGGAGCCAUUGCAUAUGCACAGGACUUCAACAUACAGUAUCAGAGGGCACUGCAGGAGAGCUAUCUCACCAGCUCAGGCAACUCCCACUGCAGCACCCCCAGGGAGCCUUCCAGUUUUGAAAAGGACUUGCAGCUUGCCAUGGAGUUGUCUGUCCGAGAGCAGGAGGAACGGGAGAAGCAACGUCAGGAAGAGGAGGAUGCAGAGCUCCAGCAAGCUUUGCAGCUUUCCCUUGUGGAAAAGUAACUCCAUAGCGACCUCCUGAAGUAAGGACGAGCAAACCUGCAUAGACCAGAGAGCUUUCAGAGGCCUGGAGACCACUCCUGGAUGGCUUAAGUAAACAUUUCACCUGCCUUCUACGUUGGUAUUGUUGGCUGCAAAAGCUGAUUGUUUUGUUUGGGUGGUUGUGGGUUUUGUCCAAGGGACUUUCAGAUCAUGGGACUCUGGCUCCCCAACCCUGCAGCCUUAGCUCUGAAGGAAAAGCUUUUAUCUGAAUGUAUUUCUUGGAGAGCAGAUGGAAAUUUUGCUUAGCAUCAGGAUACAGGGUUGGGGGAGAGCUUGAAAACCUGAUUUGUGGGGAGUUUAGGAGGGAAAUUUCAUUACUUACCAAAGAAAUACUCAUCUGCUUAAUCAUUUCUGAAUAAUUCUAAGCCAUUGUCUGUUUCUUCCAGUUGUUACAUGGAAGAAUAUCUAUCUGCACAUGCACAUAGGGUAGUUCCUCAUGCUGACAGAUGGUUUCUGUUAGUUUUGUUUAUAUGUGAUUAUCUCUAGUUACUGAGAUUUUCUCCUGUGCUCCUGCUUAAGAGGGAUGAUUUUAUACUUGAACAGCUAAUCCAAGCUCAAGGUUAAACUAGUGCUUUUCUGAAAAAGGACAAAACAAAGUAGCCAGUAAAGUUUUUAGAUGCUCAGAUGGGACCAUCUGUCUGGUCAAGCAGCAGUUCCUGCAGCGAUUCCAAAGCAGCUCGUUGCCACGCUCUGAGGGCAGCAGGGGGCUGGGCCCUGGAUCCAGCUGCCUCUGCCUUGGGCUCACUGGAUGUGUGUGGCAGAGCCUGCCCGGGGGUGGCUGCUGCACCCAAACACAGGAAAGGCAGGUGAACUUUCAGCACAGGCUUGUUGGAAGAUAGCUUUCAUUCUGUCACCUGAAAGGGAAAGGUGUGUUGCUUUUGAGAACUCCAGUGCUUUAUCCUUCAUGUGGAAUACAUCUAUUUUUUUAUCUGAA
This is a messenger RNA of Colius striatus (speckled mousebird), 2988 nucleotides long. RefSeq names its product ankyrin repeat domain 13A (gene ANKRD13A). Gene Ontology annotation, molecular function: protein binding. The transcript is spliced from 16 exons. NCBI's taxonomy places the organism in Eukaryota, Metazoa, Chordata, Aves, Coliiformes, Coliidae. The record is from RefSeq and is a predicted model, not a curated record. Bases 201 to 2015 code for a protein of 604 amino acids. Gene Ontology annotation, cellular component: cytoplasm.